CUGAAUGAAUUACAGCUGUCCAUGAAUAGACUCAAUGGCAGUGUACCAGUAGAGAUACUUAGCCUUUCCUACCUAUCCAAUUUUAUUAUGCUUUCUGACAACUUCUUGACUGGAUCCCUUCCUAUUGAGGUUGGCAGAUUGAGAAACAUAAGAACCCUCCUUCUGUCUCACAACAAGCUUUACGGUGAGAUCCCAACAACCAUCAGCGGCUGUGUGAGCUUAGAGGUGCUCGAGCUUGAUGAUAACAUGAUCCAAGGAACCAUUCCUCCAUCCUUGAGCAACAUAAGAGGGCUUCAGAUUCUUAAUCUUUCAAACAAUUCGUUAUCAGGAUCAAUACCUCAAUCUUUUGGCAGUAUGAAAGGCCUCCAAGAGCUGCUUCUUUCACACAAUAACUUGUCAGGGUCCAUACCCAAAGUCAUGGAGGACAUGACUGGUUUAAUAUACUUGGAUCUCUCCUACAACAAUCUUCAGGGUGAGAUACCCAAGAAGGGCAUCUUUUCAAAUGCUUCUGCCAUCUCAGUCACUGGGAAUCCCGGCCUUUGUGGGGGUCUUUCACAAAUUCACUUGACUGCAUGCCCUCUCAAAACAUCUGAGAAGAGAACAAGGUGGCGGCUCUUGCUAACAGUUGGUACACCAAUUGCUUGCUUCAUCCUUUUUUCAUCCUUUGCUUUUCUUAUUUACAAAAGGCAGUCCAGGAAGAGGGCUUCAUCCGAAAUCUCCAUGAACUCUCAUUUCCCAAGAAUUACAUAUGGAGAUUUACUCAGGGCCACUGGUGGCUUCAGCGAUGAUAAUCUUGUUGGCAGGGGAAGACAUGGUUCGGUGUAUAAAGGAAUUCUGGAGACUCUCAAUACUACUACUGUGGCUGUCAAGGUGUUCAACCUUGCAGAGCAGGGGGCAUCCAGGAGUUUCUCUUCGGAAUGCAAGGUGCUGCGAACCGUCCGGCAUCGCAACAUUAUCAAGGCCUUUACCUCCUGCUCAAGCAUUGAUUCCAGGGGCCAUGAUUUCAAAGCAUUGGUCUACGAGUUCAUGUCUAAUGGAAGUUUAGAGACAUGGUUACAUCCACAAACAGAGGAGGAGCAGCACAAGAGUCAAAGUUUAACUUUCAUCCACAGAUUGAGCAUAGCCAUAGACAUUGCUGAUGCGUUGGAGUACCUCCAUGAAGGUUGUCAACCACCAAUGGUGCAUUGUGAUAUCAAGCCUGGCAACAUCCUCCUUGACAAUGAGAUGGUUGCUCAUGUUGCAGAUUUCGGUCUAGCAAAAGUGCUCUCUGGUUCCUCUCGAGCAUCUUCACGUAGCUCCAUUGAUAUCAGGGGAUCCAUAGGAUAUGUUCCUCCAGAGUAUGGAGUUGGUGGUCAAGCGAUCACUUCUGGAGAUGUGUACAGUUACGGAAUUCUUCUCCUUGAGAUGUUAACAGGGAAGAGGCCAGCUGACGACAUGUUCAAAAAUGGUCUGACACUCCGCAAACUGGUUGAGAUGCAAAUUUCUAGUGAAGGAUUCUUGAACAUAGUAGAUCCUCUAAUGCUGUCACAAAACCAUGCAAGUAAGGAGGAAGAGUGUUUUGUUUCUGUGGCACUGGUGGGUCUUUCAUGCUCAAUUGAUUCUCCUUAUGGGCGACCAAACAUCGCUGAGGUUGCAACAAAAAUGCAUGCUAUCAAAACUGGUAUAAAAAAUUAAACAUCAGAGAACUCCUUUCAGGGCUGCUCCUAAUACUGGUUAACCUGGAGAUGCCCAGGGUGUUUUUUUCUCCUUUAUGUUUGUGUGCUCUUUUGUGCUAGUCCUUUUUUUUUCUAUUAAUGCUUUUUUAUGUCUGUUGUUUCACAGCUCCCACAUCUAGUGGAUUGUUUUGUUUUUUA
This is a messenger RNA of Dioscorea cayenensis subsp. rotundata (Guinea yam), 1853 nucleotides long. Its product is annotated as probable LRR receptor-like serine/threonine-protein kinase At3g47570. NCBI's taxonomy places the organism in Eukaryota, Viridiplantae, Streptophyta, Magnoliopsida, Dioscoreales, Dioscoreaceae. The record is from RefSeq and is a predicted model, not a curated record. The coding region runs from base 22 to 1674 and encodes 550 amino acids. The transcript is spliced from 2 exons. Gene Ontology annotation, molecular function: protein binding; protein kinase activity; ATP binding. Gene Ontology annotation, biological process: protein phosphorylation.